AUGAACCAAGACGAAAUCGAUCGGAUCGAAAACAACUCAGAUGGUGGUAGUACUGAAGAGCCAAACUCCCACGCAGAACAAGAUGUUCCAAUGCAGAUCGAUGAACCCAUACCAGAAGAGGAGCAGCAGAGUACGCGCGUGAUGGAAAAUGAUUUCUUCCAAGACAACACCUGCAUUGAAGUGGCGCGCUGUUCGUGGGAUCGACCGGUGCGACAAAACUAUCUGCAGGGAUGCCAUUGGUCACCGGACGGAACAUGUGUGCUUACAACGGUUAAUAACGACGGAAUGCACAUUGUCGAGCUACCGAACGAUCUGUACAGUAGCAAUAUGGUCUCCGACGACCGGCCCGUUGAUCUGUUGACAUCCGCCGUUCACGUAAAGGAGGGUGGCCUCGUGUACGAUUGUGCCUGGUAUCCGGGAAUGAACAGUUUACAGCCGGAAACCUGCUGUUGGAUCGCAUCACGCCAGCACGAACCGAUACAACUAUGGGAUGCGUUUACAGGCAAUUUGCGUUGUUCCUACAAAGGUUACGAUCAGUACGAUGAGGUUGAGGCGGCCCUUUGCGUUGCGUUUGCGCCUCUUGACGGAGCCACAAUAUAUGGCGGGUAUAAAAAAUCGAUUAAAUCCUUUGACAGCAAGACACCUGGGCGGGAAUCAAGCAGCUGGCGAACGAAAUCCACCGCGUCCUGUUUGGCAAUCGCACCAUCUAUGCCGGACACCAUCAUGUUCGGCUCAUGGAACCGUAGCAUCACUGCACUGGACGUCCGGUCAGGAGACUGCUCACCCGUCGGCAACUAUAACCCGGAAAACAGUCAUACGGCAGGUGUUACAUGUAUUGUAUUCGCACCGAAUAAGGAACAAUUAUUCGCUAGUGGUGCACGGAAGGAUCCUAAAAUUCUAUUCUGGGAUAUACGGUAUCCAUCACAACCGGUGCGAACAUUGCAGCGAACGUGCACUACCAAUCAGCGCAUAUCUUUAGAUUUUUCUCCACUUGGACAAUGGCUGAUCAGUGGUGAUACUCGGGGAAUUCUACACGCCUGGAAUCUGCACGAGUUAGGUGAAAACGAACGGCCCAAGGAGCUAUUGUUUCCUCUCCACUGGGACUGCUUGAACGGAGUUUCGUUUCAUCCACACAUGCCUAUUAUGGCCACCGCCAGUGGUCAGCAUCAUUUCGCAUCUGCAGGAAAAGAUGUGGAAAAUGGUGAACCAGACGUCAGUGCAUCCGAAGAACCAACUUCGAAGGAAGUCAAAGUGGAAAAUUCCCUUACCCUUUGGUGGAUUGGUAAAGGGCAAUUUUCGGAUGAAUGA
Anopheles marshallii is the source of this 1308-nucleotide messenger RNA. RefSeq names its product telomerase Cajal body protein 1 homolog (gene WDR79). Gene Ontology annotation, cellular component: Cajal body. The record is from RefSeq and is a predicted model, not a curated record. The transcript has a single exon. The coding region runs from base 1 to 1308 and encodes 435 amino acids. NCBI's taxonomy places the organism in Eukaryota, Metazoa, Arthropoda, Insecta, Diptera, Culicidae. Gene Ontology annotation, biological process: Cajal body organization. Gene Ontology annotation, molecular function: protein binding; RNA binding.